GACACCUCGUGCUUAAAUGCAAAAGUUCAGUCUUCCUCUUCACUAUUCUGUGUUCACAGUUCACAGCAGCAUAUUCAAAUCCUUCCUCUUCAGUCUUCCCAGCAGCAUAUCCAAAUCCUUCCUCAAAGGUACUUGCUCUGUCUCAACAUCCUCUCUCUCCACUGCUUGUUUGGUGCCUAUGAAGCUUACAUGUUUGAGCAAAGGUGGUGGUUACCAUCUCCCACCCUGCCACAUACUCAAUAUAUGUGGUUUUACCAUUUUAGUGGAUUGCCCAUUGGACCUUUCUGCUCUUACAAUCUUCUCCCCUAUUCCUUCUAGUUCAGAAGCUAGUCACUUGGAUAAAGAGAGUCCCAAUUCCCUAAACUAUAGUGAUUUGUUAGAUUUGGAGGAGCCCUUGUUUCGGAAGAGACAAAAAGUCGAAAAGUCCCUGGAUGCUGAUGAUUUGAUUUGCGCAGUCCCCUGGUACAAAACUGUCAAAAACUUACACCUAUGGAAUGCCUCUUUUAUUGAUGCGGUAUUGAUAUCGAGUCCGAUGGGUAUGUUAGGAUUACCAUUUAUUACUCGGAUGAAGGGAUUUUCUGCUAAGAUAUAUGUGACUGAAGCAACAGCAAGACUUGGGCAACUUAUGAUGGAGGAUCUUGUUUCGAUGCAUAUGGAAAUCAGGCAGUUGUUUGGACCUGAGGAGUCAUCUUUUCCUCGGUGGAUGAAGUGGGAAGUGCUUAAGCUUCUUCCGUCUUCGUUGAGACGGCUGGUAUUAGGCAAAGAUGGGGGUGAGCUGGGUGGUUGGAUGCCCUUGUACAGUGCAGCUGAUGUGAAGGACUGCAUGCAGAAGUUUCUAAGAGUUAAAUAUGCAGAGGAAACUUGCUACAACAGCACAUUGAUAUUAAAGGCAUUCAGUUCGGGAUUAGAAAUAGGCUCUUGUAAUUGGACGAUAAAGAGUCCCAAGGGGAGUGUUGGAUUUAUUUCAAGUUCCAUCUUUGAUUCUGCUCAUGCAAUGAAUUUUGAUUACCAUGAUCUUCAAGGGAAUGAUAUGAUGAUAUAUUCAGAUUUCUCAUUCUUGGAUGCUGCGGAACAUGUUGAGAGUGACUUCGAUAAUGCAAGUGAUUGUCAAGAGUUAGCCAAGUCUUUACUUAAUAUUGAUGACAGUUUGGAGGAAAGGGACAAGCUAACUUUUAUAUGCUCCUGUGUAAUUGACUCUGUAAAAGCUGGAGGCUCAGUCCUUAUUCCUAUUAGUCGACUUGGGAUUAUUCUGCAGCUGUUGGAACAGAUAUCAUCUUCACUAGAUGUUCUGAAUUUGAAGGUUCCUAUGUAUAUUAUUUCUUCUGUAGCUGAAGAACUAUUGGCUUUCACCAACAUCGUACCUGAAUGGCUUUGCAAGGAACGGCAAGAAAAGCUGUUUUGUGGUGAGCCAUUGUUUGCACAUGUCAUGCUCAUAAAUGAGAAGAAGCUUCAUGUGUUUCCGACAGUUCAUUCACCUAAAUUAUUGAUGAAUUGGCAGGAACCAUGCAUAGUUUUCUCUCCUCACUGGAAUCUGCGGCUUGGUCCUGCUGUUCAUUUGCUCCGGCGCUGGUGUGGGGAUCAGAACUCCUUGCUCAUUCUUGAGAGUGGACCGGAUGUUGAGCUGUCUCUCUUACCGUUCAAGCCAAUGGAAAUGAAGGUUCUUCAAUGCUCUUUCCUCUCUGGGAUAAGGUUGCAGAAAGUUGAAGCGUUGCUGAAGAUAUUGGAACCAAAAGUUGUUCUGGUACUUGCAUGUCUUUAUGCAUUGUAGAUUUUCAUUUUCUUGAUGUAUGAGAUUUCAUCUCUUUAAUAAGUCCUCUGUUUAUUUUCUG
This is a messenger RNA of Malus domestica (apple), 1829 nucleotides long. NCBI's taxonomy places the organism in Eukaryota, Viridiplantae, Streptophyta, Magnoliopsida, Rosales, Rosaceae. The record is from RefSeq and is a predicted model, not a curated record.